UUGGCUAAGACACCGGUGCCCAGAAUCUGGCCCCAGAACUUCCUGCUUAGCCCCUUUAUCUGCCUGAUCCAUGGAAACUUGUCCUCUUUCCUCUGGUCACAGAAGACGAACUUCUCAUAAGGAGUGAAGUGUGGUCACUAAAAGAUGAGCAUCACAUGCCAGGCCUACUUCUCAACCCAGACCCUGGCUGGGGCAUCCAGGACCUUGAAGUUCUUCUUCUCUGAGGCAUUCAUGGGUCAGCACUUCCAGGAGGUGGAGUUAGACAAAGGGGACCCUCAGCCUGGAGACCUCUUCCUGUUCAGACUGCAGUCUCCUAAGGCACAGUGGCUUGGAGCCCACGUGGGUGUUUACUGCGGCCACGGAGAGAUCAUACACUUUGAGGGCAGGACCUCCAGCAGCAGCGCUGGACUACAGACGCUUCUGGGUUACUGUGAAGGUGUGGUGUGCAAACAGGGUCACCGGGCACUGCAGCGUUCUCGAAGGCUCUGGCGAGUGCUUCGCAGACGCCGCCACAUUGACCCUGAGGAGCUGGAGCGCCGGGUGCGAGAAGCUAUGGACAGUGAUCCUCCUCCCUAUCAUCCAACCAGCAGCAACUGUGUGCACUUUGCCCUGAACCUGCUGGGCAUGGACUCAAUGCCAAUGGACUUGGACUUAACCAUGGAUUAAUGAGACCUUGGGCCCUACUGAGCAGGCCAGAAGAGGCUUCAGAAAGAAUCAUUAAAGUAUUUUCUAAAACCUAA
Molecule: messenger RNA, 740 nt
Organism: Alexandromys fortis (reed vole)
Lineage: Eukaryota; Metazoa; Chordata; Mammalia; Rodentia; Cricetidae
Exons: 6
Coding region: 145-666 (173 amino acids)
Source: RefSeq, a predicted model, not a curated record